Molecule: messenger RNA, 6815 nt
Organism: Trematomus bernacchii (emerald rockcod)
Lineage: Eukaryota; Metazoa; Chordata; Actinopteri; Perciformes; Nototheniidae
Gene: col22a1
Product: collagen, type XXII, alpha 1
Exons: 61
Coding region: 190-4857 (1555 amino acids)
Source: RefSeq, a predicted model, not a curated record
GAGAUAUCUUGGAUUAUUAUAAUCACUUAGAUAAUGAUGCUACUCACCCGGUGCUGAUUCAGGGUGUGACAGCUGGAGGCAGAGAGAGAGAGAAACACCUCAGGAACGCUCACUAACAAGUGAAAGGACAGACUGGACAGCUUGAUGGUGAUAAUAAGCUAAACUAAACAGACCCAAACCGAGGCCGAGAUGGAAUUACGACUGGGAUGUAGGAUCACCCUGGUCUUGGUCAUCCUCGCCUUGACUCUUUCCGGAGAGACGGUGGAAGCACAGAGGGCAGGAUGUAAGAAUGUCCACUAUGACUUAGCGUUCAUCCUUGAUACCUCGUCCAGUGUUGGAAGAGAGAACUUUGAGAAGAUCCGACAAUGGGUGUCCAACAUUGUCGACUCUUUCGAUGUGGCACCAGACAAGACCAGAGUAGCCGUGGUUCGCUACAGCGACACGCCCACCACUGAGUUCACUUUGAGCAAACACAGGUCCCUGGAGGAUGUGAAGCGAGCUGCCAGCGAAAUAGUUUACCGGGGGGGAAAUACAAUGACCGGGGACGCUAUCAGCUACACCACCAACAACAUCUUCACGGAGCGAAACGGAGCCAGACCGAAAGCCAGAGGCAUUCAGAGGGUGGCCAUCCUUCUCACAGAUGGUCUGAGCCAGGAUUACGUUUUGGAGCCCUCCAAAGCCGCUGCCGCUGCCGGCAUCAGGAUGUUCGCCGUGGGGAUCGGAGAGGCGCUGAAGGUGGAGCUGGAGGAGAUCGCGGCCGAGCCAAAGAACGCCCACGUCUUCUAUGUGACGGACUUCAAUGCCAUCGACAAGAUCAGAGGCAGGCUGAGGAGGAGGCUGUGUGAGAAUGUCCUGUGUCCAAACAUGAAGGUUCAACCUGAUCGGUUCAAGCCCAACAGCUCCAGUUAUGGUCUUGAAGAGGUUCCAGGGUUCGACCUGAUGGAGUUCUUCAAAGUGAGAGACAUCCUGGGGACCAGAAACGAUGAAGGCCAGAGUGCUUACGUUCGCCUCGGCACCAUGCCCAUUGUACAGCAAACAGAGGAUGUGUUUCCUCAGGGUUUGCCAGAUGAAUACGCCUUUGUGACCACGUUCAAAUUCAGGAAGACCUCAAGACGGGAAGACUGGUACCUCUGGCAGGUCUUCGACAAAUAUGGAAUCCCACAGGUGUCGAUACGUCUGGACGGAGAGAACAAAGCGGUGGAAUAUAACGCCGUCGGCCUGAUCAAAGACGCGGUCCGAGCCGUGUUCAAGAACCCUGAAGUCGACAACCUGUUCGACCGCAACUGGCACAAGAUCGCCAUGAGCGUGGAGGCCAAGUCCGUGUCUCUGUAUCUGGACUGCAAACUGAUCCAGACUCUGCCCAUCGGGGACCGCGAGGACAUCGACAUCCAGGGGAAGACUGUGAUCGGGAAGAGGCUAUACGACAGCGUGCCCAUCGAUUUUGACCUCCAGAGGAUGAUGAUCUACUGUGACUCCAAGCAUGCAGAGCUGGAAACCUGCUGUGAUAUUCCCGAUGGACCUUGCCCUAAGAAAGUGGUUACAGAAGCCCCCCCCCUGGAGAUCCCCACCCCCACACCGGCUGCAGUGGAGCAGAAAAGAGGCCCUGAAGCGAACUGCUCGUGCCCAGAGGGAGAAAAGGGGCUCGGUGGUGUGCCAGGUAUCGACGGAUCAUAUGGAGACAAAGGAGGCAAGGGCGCAGCAGGACUGGCUGGUGAUGCAGGGCCUGAAGGUCCAGCUGGAACAAAGGGAAUUCAAGGAGAUGAAGGAACUGCUGGCUCAUCGGGACCAAAGGGUGUCUCUGGUGAAUCCGGUACAAGGGGUGACAAAGGAAGUACAGGAAACAAGGGCGAGGCAGGUUUCGAUGGAUUCCCCGGCAAACCUGGUGUUCCUGGGAAAGAUGGUGUGAAAGGACUGUCUGGUGCUUCUGGGCUCUCUGGAGUUAAAGGCGUCAAGGGGGAGAGAGGCCUUCCCGGAUUACCUGGGGAUGUGGUUCAGAGAGAAGGCUUACGGGGUGACAAGGGAGAAGCUGGUCCUCCUGGUCCUCAAGGGCCCGAGGGUCCCCAGGGGCCUCAGGGUUCUCCCGGGAUAACGGGGCAAACCGGGACCCCUGGAGAGUUCGGUCUGAGGGGCAAGAAAGGUGAAGGUGGAUUGCCUGGCGUGGACGGGCUUCCUGGAAUCCCUGGUAUUCAUGGUCCAGCUGGGACAGCAGGAAGCAAAGGGCAGACUGGACCUCCUGGUCUACCUGGUGAAAUUGGAUUUUCAGGCAAACACGGGGAGCCAGGGAAGUCUGGUCUCUCUGGUAAAGACGGACUGGACGGUCUUCCUGGAAACGGCGGUGCCACGGGUCCCAGGGGAGAGCGCGGAGCAGAUGGUUUUGCAGGAAAGGCCGGAUCCAAGGGUGAAGGCGGGCCUCCGGGGCCCAGAGGACCUCCAGGGGAGAGAGGAGUGUCUGGUUCCUCUGGUCUGUCAGGUGUGGCUGGAGGGAGAGGAGACAGAGGCGUCCCGGGAGAAAGAGGAGUGGCUGGACCUUUCGGACCAAAAGGAGACAGAGGAGACAAGGGUGAAGUCGGAGCGAGUGGAAAACCUGGGAUUCCAGGAAAUGUAGCAAAUGUAAUCCCUGAGCCUGGUGAACCUGGGAUGCCUGGAGAGAGAGGAGAGAAAGGGGAGCAAGGGACCCCAGGACUUAAGGGCCAGGGAGGGCUUCCUGGAGAACAAGGCUUUAAGGGACCAGCUGGGUUGGCGGGUCCUAAUGGAGAGACUGGACUGACGGGAGAGACUGGACGAGUUGGAGACCCUGGUCCACCGGGUAUAGCUGGUCCUUCGGGUCUUCGUGGAUUACCAGGGAAUGUGGGCAUCCCCGGGAUCAUCGGGCCUCCGGGUCCAUCCGGACAGAGAGGAGACAAGGGUGAAGCAGGUAAACCGGGACAGGCCGGACCUGCUGGCCGAGGCGGAGACCCCGGACUGACCGGACCCCCCGGACCCCCAGGGAAAGGGAAAGAGGGACAAAACGGGGAUCCAGGACCACAGGGAAUUCAAGGACCUUCAGGACCAAAGGGACAAACCGGGUCACGAGGAGAACCGGGGUCACCGGGAGACAGAGGAUCAAUAGGAGAGGGAAAAGUGGGACAACAGGGGCUUGUGGGAAAAGAUGGACAACCUGGACCUGCGGGCUUGAGGGGUCUAACAGGAGUCGCCGGACAAAUGGGUCCUGCAGGACAUAAUGGUUUACCAGGACGGCCGGGAGACAAGGGAUCACAAGGAGAUCCUGGAAAGGCAGCAGACCUCUCUGACCUGGAUCUGAAGGAUGUUUGCUCAGACUGCCCUGCAGGUCCAGCUGGAGCACCCGGUCUCCCAGGAGUCCCCGGAGAGAAAGGACACAUCGGACCUCCAGGGAAAGAUGGUCAAGACGGUUAUCAAGGCUCUCCGGGAACAGCUGGACCUCAAGGGCCCCCUGGAGCUGAUGGAGCAAAGGGUAUUAAAGGUGAUGGAGGACCCCCUGGGGGCGCUGGAGACAAAGGAGACAAGGGUCACCCGGGACCUCCAGGUCACCCAGGUGCUGCUGGAAUGAUGGGAACAGCUGGUAACGAUGGUCAGCCGGGUCCUCUCGGCCCCCCGGGGUCCCCUGGAGAAAAGGGCAAAGAGGGUCUCAAAGGAAUCAUGGGACCACCCGGUCUCCCUGGAUUAAUCGGUCAGGAUGGAAAAAUGGGCAAAGAUGGGCAACCAGGAGAAACUGGAGAAUCUGGCAAGCAAGGUGAACCUGGACCUCAAGGAAACCAGGGGCUCAGGGGGCUACCGGGCUUUAAGGGCCACCGAGGAGAACCUGGACCUGCAGGAACCAAGGGAGAGGAUGGGAAGCCUGGGUCUGCUGGGCGUGAUGGGAAACCUGGAAAGGAGGGCUCUAUGGGAACUCCAGGCAGAGAAGGACUUAGUGGACCAAGAGGAGAGCCGGGAAAGCCAGGUGAACCGGGUCCAUCGGGGAAAUCAGGACUCCCUGGAACUCCUGGAACCCGGGGAGACAAGGGAGAGCCCGGAAACCCCGGAUUGCCAGGCUUUAGUGGCCCUAAAGGCCCCUCGGGUCCAUCUGGUCCAGUCGGCCCUGAGGGAAAACAGGGUAUGCCAGGCAGAGUUGGUGAUCGUGGUACCAAGGGAGAAAAGGGAGACGGUGGUACGAAGGGAGAUAAAGGACAUUCAGGAGAGUCAGGUAUGCCCGGAAACCCCGGACCCUCCGGCAGGAAGGGCCACACAGGGAUGAUGGGCAUGUCGGGGCCCCCGGGAGAAUUGGGCGCUCCUGGGUCACAGGGACCUUCAGGAAACCCAGGGAUCCCCGGACAGAGGGGAGAGUCGGUAUCACUGGAGCAGAUGAGACGCCUCAUCCAGGAGGAGCUGUCCAAACAGUUAGAUGCCAAAAUGGCCUACCUAAUGGCUCAGUUGCAGCCGGCCCAUGUGAAGAGUACUGCCGGCCGCCCAGGACCCCCUGGUCCUUCAGGAAAAGAAGGAUCUUCUGGACGCUCGGGACCCCCUGGAGAGUCUGGUAUGCCCGGACAGAACGGAGGAGAAGGACCCAGGGGACCCUUGGGUGCUAAAGGUGAGAAAGGAGGAAGAGGAGAAAAGGGCGAAGCUGGAGCCGGCGACAGAGGAGAACAAGGACCCGUCGGCCCCAUAGGUCCAGCCGGUCUGCCUGGUUACGGUAAAGAUGGAAGCCCAGGACAGGCAGGGACCCAGGGAGAGCCAGGGAACCCCGGACCUCAUGGUCAAACUGGUCCUUCAGGUCCUAUUGGCCAAUGUGACCCCACCCAGUGUGCCUAUUAUGCCAGCCUGGCACAAAGACCCCACACCAAAAAUGUCAAGGGGACUUAAGUAAGAAGAGUCACAAAGAGCGGCUGUAUUUAUGAACUUGGUCAGAAUCAAGAACUUUUUCAAGAUAACCUCAGUACGGAGGGCUGAAGCAGUGCUGCCGUCAGAUUCUUUGAUUUGUUUGUUUUUGGUAAGAGGGAUUAAGCAUCAAGAGACUUGUUCACAUUUCAUAUGGGGGUAAAGAGGGCAGCGAACCAGGUGUUUCACUACCAUGCUUCAUGUAGGGAGAUAACAAUGAUGAAACUUCCUCCUCUAAAACCCCAUAUCAGGAGGUAAGAUUCGGGAGUCUGAUAUUGUAGCGUUACAUCAGUAAUCAUGUUAAAAAAAGUUCAGCUUUUCUUCGAUUUCUUGCAGGAUAAUGUCUGCACCAUGGGUUUUUCUUUCUCUGCCUUACACCACUUUGCAUCAGUUACCAUUCACAUCCACUGUCCUACAUUUAAGCAAUAGUUGUCAGUCACUGCUCACUAAAUUGAUCUCUCGCUGUGAGUCUAUUGGUAAUUACUCAGCCAGGGGAAAUAUCUCGUCGUUGAUGACGAAGGGGGAGGACAGACUGACUCAAAUUUAAAAUAGUGCUUUUGUGUAGGAGUGUUAACGAGUUAGUGUCAAGAGUGAUGGAUGACCACUUUUAUUCACUUCUUGCUUCCAAGCAUCUAGCAGUGAUCUUAUUUGGCCUUGAUUUGCAUCCAAAAACAUGUAGAAAUGUAAUUACUUUUACAACAACAACCACUCCCUUUUUAAAAUCUGAAUGUAGUUGCAAUGUGAUCUUUUAGACAGUAACAGAGCAAGCAUCAGCAGAGCAUCACAUAUUGCCUCUGUCACAACUCAAAAAUGAAAUCCUUGGAAACGUUUUUUGGUUACCCUAAAGCACACAACCCACACUAUAAAUCAUAUUGAGUGAUUUGUGUAUUAUUCAAAGGUAGAUUUGAAGUGAAAGUCAUUUGAAUGUGGUUGAAUUAUGUGCGAGAUUACAUUACAUUCCAUUUGUUAGACGCUGUUAUCCGAAGCGACUUACAUACAUUCAGUACUGUUUGAAUGUAUGUUCUGGGAAUUUGGGGUGAAGUGUCUUGCCCAGGGACACAACAACAUGCUGACUGCAGUGGGACUCGAACUUGCUACCCCCUGAUUCGAAGUCCAGCCACAGCCUCCCUCAUGGAUAUAAAAUGAUAUUUUUGCAUUAUUCAGCUCACCCACAUAGUUACGUUUAGAAAGAAAGACAAAAGUUGACACAGAAAAACAUUUCUUUGUUAGAUUUGUACUCCUAUGUUUAAUGAAGUGGCUCUGGUCUUUCUCUUUCUGUGGGUGCAUAGACCGGAGCCGUAAACAGCUUUGAGGAGGUGGUAUAAUUGCAGUCUUUGUUCACCUUUCUUGAAAAGCUGCUUGUUUCUCAGCCCUUUCUCUAAAUGUGUCACUUCCUUUUGGUCCGGUGAGGCUUAUUAAGUGCCUGAGCUGUGGCAGCUUUGUAUAGACGUUUUUUGUCCCUGGAACCUAAAAUUGGAGAGUUGCAUCCCUGAAUCUUGAUGACCAGACCCUUUGUGGUAACCAUUUGAAAGAUGUUUGGCCUUUUUGUCCCUCAUGGACCAAUUACACUUCUCCCCAAAUCUCACUUGUGCUGCUCAUCUAAAACGAUGUAAUAGCCUCUAUCCUAUUCUAUUAUAAGGAACUACAAUCAUACAUUAAUAGCAAAAGUGAAAUGGGGGAUUAAUCUCCAAGAAGAUAAUAUAGACAUUUUAUAACUUUUCACGACAAACAGUAUUACUAACAGGUCAAAGUUUAUCUUUCGCAUACUCAUUUUUACUUGCACAAGUUACCAAAGGUAAGGUCACCAAUACAAAAGUGAAGUUACUCUGAAACAACUUGGUUUUGAAGAUGUUGGUAAAGCAGAUUGGAGUGUUUUUGCUGCUCUGGAUGCAGGAGCAAUUUGUUGAGUUAAAGCUAGGCUAUGUUGAGGAAGAAAUAUCUUA